Messenger RNA from Hyaloperonospora brassicae, 429 nucleotides. The record is from the annotation of a GenBank genome assembly. Lineage: Eukaryota; Oomycota; Peronosporomycetes; Peronosporales; Peronosporaceae.
AUGUCGUACUUACUGCCGCACCUCGAGAGCGGCUGGGCCGUCGACCAGGCGAUCCUGAACGAAGGCGACCGCGUGGUCGUGCUCCGCUUCGGCCAUGACCACGACCCGACGUGCAUGCAGAUGGACGAAGUGCUGUGCGGCGUCGCGGAGGACGUGAAGAAUUUUGCUGCGAUUUAUGUGGUCGACAUCACGGAAGUGCCCGAUUUCAACACCAUGUACGAGCUCUACGACCCCUGUACGGUCAUGUUUUUCUUCCGGAACAAGCACAUUAUGAUCGACCUUGGCACGGGCAACAACAAUAAGAUCAAUUGGGCGUUUAACAACAAACUCGAGAUGAUUGACAUCAUUGAGACCGUCUAUCGAGGCGCGCGGAAAGGCCGCGGACUUGUUAUUUCGCCGAAAGACUACUCGACGAAAUACCGCUACUAG